Molecule: messenger RNA, 1548 nt
Organism: Acanthosepion pharaonis
Lineage: Eukaryota; Metazoa; Mollusca; Cephalopoda; Sepiida; Sepiidae
Source: the annotation of a GenBank genome assembly
AUGAAAUUUGCGAUAAAUAAAUUCGUCAUCUCUCUCUCUCUCUGUCUGUUCUUUAUUUUCUCUUUUAUAUCUAUCUAUAUGAAUAUCUAUCUAUCUAUCUAUAAAAUCUAUCCUUUCUCAUUCUAUAUCUCCCGUCCAUCUCUAUCUCUCUUACCCUCUCUCUUUAUCACUCUCUAUAUCUAUCUAGCUAUCUAUCUAUCUAUCUAUCUCUCUGAGAUCUUUUACAUUAUCUAUCUAUCUAUCUAUCUAUCUAUCUAUCUAUCUACCUAUCUAUCUAUCUAUCUCAGUCUGUUCUUAGCUAUCUGUCUCAGUCUGUUCGUAUCUAUCUAUCUAUCUAUCUAUCUAUCUCAGGGUAAUCUCUUAAUUAUCUAUCUAUCUAUCUAUCUAUCUAUCUAUCUAUCUAUCUAUCUAUCUAAAAUCUCAGCGUGUUCAUAUCUAUCUAUCUAUCUAUCUAUCUAUCUCAGCGUGUUCAUAUCUAUCUAUCUAUCUAUCUAUCUUAGCGUGUUCAUAUCUAUCUAUCUAUCUAUCUAUCUCAUCCGUGUUCAUAUCUAUCUAUCUAUCUAUCUCAUCGUGUUCAUAUCUAUCUAUCUUAGCGUGUUCAUUAUCUAUCUAUCUAUCUAUCUAUCUAUCUAUCUAUCUCAGCGUGUUCAUAUCUAUCUAUCUACCUAUCUAUCUCACUCUGUUCAUACCUAUUUAUCUAUGCGUAUCAGCAUCUAUCUAUCUAUCUAUCUAUCUAUCUAUCUCAGCGUGUUCAUAUCUAUCUAUGCGUAUCUGCAUCUAUCUAUCUAUCUAUCUAAAUAUUUUUUUAAUUAUUCAUAUUUAUCUCUAUCACUUCACAUCUAUCUAUCUAUCUAUCUAUAUAUCUAUCUAUCUAUCUAUCUAUCUAUCUAUUUAAAAUCUCUAUCCUAUCGCAUCUAUCUAUCUAUCUAUCUAAUUUCAGUCUGUUCAUAUCUAUCUAUCUAUCUAUCUAUCUAUCUAUCUGAUUUGUUUAAUAUCUAUCCCAAUUUUUCCAUUAUAUAUCUAUCACUUGCUGUUCAUUAUCUAUCUAUCUAUCUAUCUAUCUAUCUAUCUAUUGCAGUGUUCAUAUCUAUCUAUCUUUCUAUCUAUCUACCUAUCUAUCUAUCUAUCUACCUCAGUUUAUUUAUUAUCUAUCUCUCUCUAUCUAUCAGUUUCUUUAUUAUCUAUCUAUAUAUCUAUCACUGGCUGUUCAUUAUCUGUCUCUCUAUUCACGAAAAUGGGAGCGAGAACGAUGGCGAGACUUCACAAAAUGGAAAAGAAAUGGCGCCUGGAACCAAGAUUUUAUAUUACUCUCCCUCUCGCUUCUCUCCCUACCAUCCUCCUUCCCUCCCUCUCUCUAUCUCUAUAUUUCUCUCGUUUUCUCUCUGUCUCUCUCUCUUUCUAUAUCUAUCUAUCUACAUAUCUAUUUGUCUAUCUGUCUCAAAGUAUGUAAAUGAUCUUUCUUUACCUCAAUCAUUAAUCUUUUUUCUUUUUUUUGAUCAUUACUCUCCUUUCUUUUCUUUGAUCAUUACUCUCCUUUCUUUCCUUUAA